This is a messenger RNA of Macrosteles quadrilineatus (aster leafhopper), 1840 nucleotides long. RefSeq names its product sperm-tail PG-rich repeat-containing protein 2-like. The coding region runs from base 144 to 1667 and encodes 507 amino acids. NCBI's taxonomy places the organism in Eukaryota, Metazoa, Arthropoda, Insecta, Hemiptera, Cicadellidae. The record is from RefSeq and is a predicted model, not a curated record. The transcript has 11 exons.
GUUGCAUAAUAACAAUUUUCUCAAAAUGUAAAUGACACUAUUUAUUAGAAGAAUAUAGAAGAAUAAAAAUUAUGAAAAUUUAAGUGAUUUAGAAGUGCUCUUGAUAAAAACGAUUUUUUAUUGAACAAAUUAUUGAAUUAUGUAUGACAGAGCUCCAAGGUUCAGUAAACAUAUCAAUACAACUCCUGAAAAUGUUGGACCUGCUACUUACCUCUUGUCUGAUAUUUUUGAUCAAACCACCAACUGUCAGUGUGGGGCUGGGUGGAACCACUAUACAAAACAGAGCACCAAGGUUCUAUUACAGAGAAAAAGAUUACAUCGCUGGACCAGAUUUGACAAGAGAGGCAAAGAAGCUGCAUGGACAUAUUCAACGAGGCACUCCUCCUCGCAACAGCUCAACUAAAGUGACGACUAUCCCUGAGAAAGGAGCUGAAGGAUAUCUGGACACUGAGGAUGGACUGGUCAAGAUAUACAACCCUCCGGAGAAUAAACCUGUUGGUCCAACAACUUACUACAAUCCAAAGGGACACGAUAACUUCACGACUUUGCAGUACAAAGGUAAUUUCUGGUCUCAUAAGACAGCAACAAGGUUUAAAUACAAAAUAUCUGAUGGGCCUAGUCCAGCAGACUAUUCUAUCAAUGAAAAGCAGGAAUCUCCAUGGAAGAAAUGCCAAGAGCAGCUACGGAGUAGGAAUCAAGCCAACGCACCUUCGCUUAGACAUGAUGAUGUUCUUCUUCGAAAACUUUGCAGAGAGAAUCUGCCAGGGCCUGGGGCUUACUCUCAAAAUGACUCACAUUUGAAAAAGUGUGAAUGUGGAGUUGGGGGAACAUUCUCUAAAGCAAAGUUACGGUAUGUUUAUCUCAUACCAAACAACAUUGUGAAAUUCCAGCGAGGGAGUUUACACCGUACUGACGAUGACGGGCCGGGACCAGCAGCCUACUGUGAUCCUAGGUCCUCCAUAGAGAGAGCUCUCCCUACAGUGUCUCCUUUCAACAUAACAGCACACCGCUUUGCUCCAUCACACCAAGGCCCACUUCCAGGACCAGCUGAUUACACCCCAAAAUUUGGACUGUGGAAUGAAGUGAAGAAGAGGGAAAACUCCAGAUAUUCCCAGUUUUCAGCUCCUUUUGACAGUAGCUCAAGUAGGAACACUGGAACUACAAAACCUGAUGUUUUGUGUAUCCCAGGACCAGACUUGUACUACCCGAAGUUCCAGCAAAAGGGAGACAAAAACCAAAGCUCUAUGUUUGCCUCAGGGGUAGAAAGAGGUCUCAGCAUUGUAAAUCAGAAUUUGCCAGGACCAAAUACAUAUUCUGUGAGUGAAUCCAUUAAGCUGCUGUCUUCCCACACGAGCCAUUUGCAACAGAAAUGCUCAGCAUUUUUGACUUCGAGUGAGAGAAUAAAACCACUGAGAAGAUCCUAUAGCCCAGGUCCAGACACUUAUGACACAACUCAAUCGUCUUUGAAUUCAAAAUCUGGAGUUAUUGGAAUGAAAUUAAGAAGCAAAACUGUUGAAAUUACUCCGGGACCUGCUCAAUACAGGAUCCAUCCCAAAUAUGCAACUUCUAGAGUAUUGGAUACCAGCAAUGUGUCAUUAAAACACGCGCCCAAGGGAAGAAAAAACAAAAAGAAGCCUAAGAGAGGGAAAAAUGAUCAGUUGUUGUAAUGCAAUUGAGGUGUUUUCCAUCUUCUCCAUUUCCAACUUCCAACUAGACUUUGCUCUCUGGAUUGUCUUUAGGUUGUUACCAAUAAAAUUGACAUUGUUUCAAUAUCUGUGAGGAUUAUGUUUAAUCUAUGGAUUUACCUAGAAGAAAGCAAAUACAUAUUAUUCCUACGCAC